CCGGAAGUGAUUCCAACCGCAAUCCUGCCAAAAUAGCCGUGACGGUUCCUGUGGUUGCAUUAGGUGCAAUGGUUGCAGUAGGUGCAGUGGUUGCAGUGGUUGUAGUAGGUGCACUGGUUGAAUUGGGUGCAAUGGUUGCAGUGGUUGCAGUGGUUGUAGUAGGUGCACUGGGUGCAGUGGAAGCAUUGGUUGCAUUGGUUGCAGUGGUUGCAGUGGUUGUAGUAGGUGCACUGGGUGCAGUGGGAGCAUUGGUUGCAGUGGUUGCAGUGGUUGCAAUGGUUGCAGUGGUUGUAGUAGGUGCACUGGGUGCACUGGGAGCAUCGGUUGCAUUGGUUGCAGUGGUUGCAAUGGUUGCAGUGGUUGCAGUGGUUGUAGUAGGUGCACUGGGUGCAGUGGGAGCAUUGGUUGCAGUGGUUGCAAUGGUUGCAGUGGUUGUAGUAGGUGCACUGGGUGCAGUGGGAGCAUUGGUUGCAUUGGUUGCAGUGGUUGCAAUGGUUGCAGUGGUUGCAGUGGUUGUAGUAGGUGCAUUGGGUGCAGUGGGAGCAUUGGUUGCAUUGGUUGCAGUGGUUGCAAUGGUUGCAGUGGUUGUAGUAGGUGCACUGGGUGCAGUGGGAGCAUUGGUUGCAUUGGUUGCAUUGGUUGCAUUGGUUGCAUUGGUUGCAGUGGUUGCAAUGGUUGCAGUGGUUGUAGUAGGUGCACUGGGUGCAGUGGGAGCAUUGGUCGCAGUGGUUGCAAUGGUUGCAGUGGUUGCAGUAGGUGCAUUGGGUGCACUGGGAGCAUUGGUUGCAGUGGUUCCAAUGGUUGCAGUGGUUGUAGUAGGUGCACUGGGUGCAGUGGGAGCAUUGGUUACAGUGGUUGCAAUGGUUGCAGUGGUUGCAGUAGGUGCAUUGGGUGCACUGGGAGCAUUGGUUGCAGUGGUUGCAAUGGUUGCAGUGGUUGCAGUGGUUGCAAUGGUUGCAGUAGGUGCAUUGGGUGCAGUGGGAGCAUUGGUUGCAAUGGUUGCAGUAGGUGCACUGGGUGCAGUGGGAGCAGUGGUUGUUUGUGCAAGAAACCUCAUGAGUAAUGUAAGUAGUAAGGUAAUGCUGAAACACGCCCUUUUGGUAGCCAAGCAAACAUUAAAAUGCAUAUGCGUGGGAUUUGUGUGUUAUUGUGUAAAAGAGCUGUAAAUGUAUAAGCUGUAAAUGUAUUCAAAUCAUUAAUCGCUGGAAUUAGUUAGCAUUGCCCAAUUUAAUUGGUGUACUACUGCUACAUUCUAACCAAAUUGAAAAUUUCGACACAUUAUAAUAUCGAUUCCUGACCAUCAGAUUUCUGUCAAACCUUCCCCCCAAAGUCCAGUAAAAGGCAUUUCAGAGACCCUAAAUUCAAAAAUUUUUCGAUGCCCCCGGACCCCCCAAGAGAAACCUCGCACCUUCGGCGCUCGGCUCGUGCCUACAGCACUCGUUUAUCAAGCGUUACAAUAUAGGGGCGCAUAUUAGUUGAUAGCCCACUCCCCCCCGCUACCUGAAAUACCGAAAAAUACUGAAAAUAGCAUUCAAAUGUCAUUUUUUUGUCAUUAAAACUAUCAGUUUGAAAACAUUUAACAGAGGUACUUCACAGUGGUGUCACAACCUCUCCCCCCAAAUUCUUUAAUUAAAGUUCAUAGUAAAUAAACAUUUGUACUUUUUGCCCUGGGCCACCCAUCGAUGACCCCCUGCUGACAAAACAGGGAACCCCAUCGGCCAUCGCUUUACAUGCACCCAUCAGUUACAAUAAUAAGGAAUCAUCCAUUCAUGAACUCAAUUCUCAUGUGUCCCAAUAGCUAAAUCACUGUCUCUUCACAUCACAGAUUGGCAUUAAAAUACAAUAUCUACGGAACUGUCAUUCUGUAUGGUCAUUGAGCCUAUAUGCCCAUCUAUGAAAUGAAAGCAUAAUCAAUACAUGUACAAAUGGUAUAUAAUAUUGUGUUAAGCAUGAACAAAUAAUGCACACAUAUGCAUUUAAUGAGUGUAUGUUGUUUGCCGAAUGAAUUUCAUAACGCAUUAAUUUCAGAUAUUUGCUGUAUUUGUAUUUAUUUCAGAUAUUUGCAGUUCAAAAGCUUCGUGAAUUUGAUGACACUCAACCAUAUGUGUCACAAUAUGCUUUAUCACAGUCUCUUCGCAAAGUAUUAAUCAUUGUCAAUUUUCUCUCACACUUUCUUAGAGUCUCAAGGCUCAUUUCCACUUAAAAAAAUUUCCACGGACGGAAAAUUUUUCAACUUCAAAAAUUUUUUCCGACGGAAAAUUUGUGUCAGCCAAUCAAAUUGUACAAAAUUUUCUUUCCGCGGAACAUUUUCUUGAGUGGAAAUGGGCCUUCACAGCCGUCAGCCAGCAAAACAGGGGGAGGCAGUGAGGGCAAAAUACCCAGGGCCCGGAGUGCUUAGAGGGGUAUGGAAAUCUCUGUAACAUUUUCGUAUAGUUUAUCAUCCUUUAUGUUUGCACAUACUUGCACACUAUCCGCUGAUCGUCAUGAUCGAUCGUAAAACAAACAAAAUGUGAAAUAAACAAUUUUUCAAAAUUUUUUUCUGGAAAAAAAGUUAGCCAAACAUCAUUUACAUUGCGUCUUUAUCAGUUAUGAGAUUAAAUGAGGUAUUUACCUGUAUUGAACAAAUUUAUUACAUCCAUCUGCUGGUACACUAACAUGCAUCAUGCACGUAGCCCUGGUACACUAACAUGCAUCAUGCACGUAGCCUGCUCGCAGGCCGUUGUCAGGCAGAGGCUGACCUGUAAUCUAUGCUUGUGAGCAGGCUGGCAUGCACGCUACAUCUGCCAUCGGCAUUGAAAUUCUCCAGCAAAUUCUUGCAAGUGAUUCGCUGGUGAUUCCCUCGUUGAUUGUGAUAAAAAAGAUAGACUUUGGUGUGGCCAUCAAAAUGAGAAUCAAGAGGGACGGGGGGGAGGCAUGCUCAACAAUUUGUCCUGGGGCUAAUGGGACCUCACCUCUCACUGGCCUUGUAGACUCUUAGAAUUAUUUACAAUUAGAGCCAUUAAGGCACAGAAUAAAGACACACAGGAGGCAGUGGAGGACACUUCACGAAAUAUUGGUGGGGGCUCGUGCAGAAGGCACGGGAAAAUUUUAAAAUUUGGAUCCCGGAAAUGGCAUUUGCAGCAUUCUGAGAACACAUUUUGUAAAAAACUAGGUUUUCAAAACACUGUUUUAAUUGAAUUAUCCGUUGUUUUUGAGCAUAAGUGAGUUUCAAAUACGCAUGAGUUUCAAAUACGCAUUCAAAUAUUAUUGUGCAGCAGAAAAUUUCGCUGCUAAACAAUAGUAUAAGCUUCAAAAACAACAAAAAAUCGACAAUGACAUUUAAAGAAGUGCCUGUUGCAGAAAGUUGACCCCCUAGUACCGUCAAAAAGAAUGUAUAAAAUGCGUAUGUUGUGUCAUGUACAGUACAGUACAGUACAGUACAGUACAGUACAGUACAGUACAGUACAGAAACGUAUAUUAUUAUAUUGAUUUGUUUGGUAUAUUGCUUACUGUUUUAGCUUAAGGUUUAUCAAAUAGUUAUUGUUUAAUAUGACAAUUACGUUAUAUGAGUGUGAUUUGUGUUAUUUGGUACAGCAUUUUUAUAGUCUUUAAAAAUUAUUGGGGCGGGGGGGGGGAGGGGGCUCGGGCCACCCCUUUGCCCCCCUAGUGUCCGCCACUGACAAGAGAUGGACUCCAGUAACCGCUGCCUCGUCAUGAUGCUGACGCCAUGAUCCUAGCCAGCGUGCGUUUGAAAUGCACUGGACAGGACCAUGCAUGGCAUCGGCAUUUCAGUGACGAAUUGCGGUUACGCCAAAAUCAUUGGAAAAUCAUAGGAAAAACCAAGAAGUCAAGAUUGCGAAUUGUUGUAAUCCUAGUUAUACUAAUCAUAGCUUUUAAGUAUUAUUUAAAAGCUCCUCAAGGAGAACUUGUCAGUGUCUUCUGAUUAAUAAAUAUAAUAUAUAAUGGGAUUUACAGAGGAAAUGCUUGUCCAUUUCGAGCCAUAUGUAGGAGUUUGUAAUUUGAGACAUUAAAAGGAUUUUGAUAUAUCAGAUUAUUUUGUAUCAGUAAAGCUAUGAAAAUUGGUUAGUUUAAUUUAAUUUAAUUUAAUUUAUCUAACUUUGCCUUGGUAACACUAACAAUAUUAAGAAUAAACAUCAAAUUACUAUAUAUAUAAACAAGGCAGGAUUUCCGCAACAGCUACAGCCAAUUACUGCGGAUCCUUCACAAUAUUCGAAAAAUUCGUUAAGUUUACUGAACAAUAAACGGAAAAGGACUAAAUAAUAAAAUCAAUCAAUCAAUUAACGAGCUGUUCAAUUGACGUGUUCAGUCAACCAACCAAGAGAUCAAGCAAUCUGACACUUACUUCUAAAAAUAUAUUUUACCAUUGGUAAAAGCAAAACCUUUCCAUACAAUGUAAUAGCAUGGAUAUGAAAAACCCUAAUAAACACAUUUACUGAAAUUUACCCACAAUUCCAGUUUGAAAAUAAUCUGGACGAUGCCUGUCCACAGCCAAGGUAUGGAAUUACCUGGUAUGGAAAGCCCCUGGUUUUACCAGAAUAUAAAUAAUCAGUUGCGCGAGGUUCAAAAACAACAAGAAGGGGGGAUCAGCAAACUUCGAACACAGUUGCAUUUGACACAGGUUGUCUUCCAUGUACGUGGGUCGUCAGGGUCGAAAGUUAAUGAAAGAGCAGAGUAGUAGUAUUCUUUCAGAAUAUUCUUGAAGGUAGCUAGAGAUUUGUUGCGGUUUUGGGUUAUUUCUUUCGGUAGAGCGUUCCAUGUCCGUGUUGAUCGUAUUAAGUAG
Messenger RNA from Paramuricea clavata, 4780 nucleotides. NCBI's taxonomy places the organism in Eukaryota, Metazoa, Cnidaria, Anthozoa, Malacalcyonacea, Plexauridae. The record is from the annotation of a GenBank genome assembly.